Messenger RNA from Humulus lupulus (European hop), 2145 nucleotides. Its product is annotated as diacylglycerol kinase 1-like. The coding region runs from base 356 to 1819 and encodes 487 amino acids. The transcript is spliced from 13 exons. NCBI's taxonomy places the organism in Eukaryota, Viridiplantae, Streptophyta, Magnoliopsida, Rosales, Cannabaceae. Gene Ontology annotation, molecular function: ATP-dependent diacylglycerol kinase activity. The record is from RefSeq and is a predicted model, not a curated record.
GCUGUCCCUCUUUAAAAUCCCAUUCCUCUGAAAAAAGGAAGAUGACGAUUUUGAACGGAAUUUCGGUCAAUCCAGGCACUCGUUUGAGAGAGUAUUCAUUCGGUUCUCAUUUCGUAUCAAGAGAUCUUCGGUCUUCAGUUCAUAAUUUUCUUUCUAAGAGGUUGUAAUCUCACAUAUGAUACAGUUCAAGAAAUAGUGAAAUACCCUCUUCUUUCUUCUUGCUUUUGGAUAGUUAUACUGGUAAAAGGGUAUCUGAUUCUACUGCUUUGUAAACUAUAUUGGCUAAGAAGUCAUUGUGUUGUGUUUGUGAACUUCUUUAUUGGGUUGGGAUGAGUGCUGCAGUUGGGAGGUGGUCAUGACUCAUUUGCGUUCUGAUAAUGUUCUUAAGGACUUCUAUAUUCCCGAUUACAUUCUUGUACCGGGAUCGAACGUUGUAGAUUUUAGACCUGUUCCUUGUUGCCCAGUCAUAGUGUUCAUAAAUACCAAAAGUGGUGGUCAGCUAGGAGGGGAACUCCUUAUUACAUAUCAAAAACUUCUUAACAAAAAUCAGGUUUUUGACUUGGGAGAAAAGGCACCUGAUAUAGUGUUACACCAGCUAUAUGUUACUUUGGAUAAACUCAAGGGCAGUGGAGAUGUUUUUGCUGCUGAAAUUGAGAAGAGAUUAAGAAUAAUUGUUGCAGGUGGAGAUGGUACAGCCAGCUGGCUCCUUGGAGUAGUUUCUGAUCUUAAACUUCCUCAUCCACCUCCAAUUGCUACUGUGCCACUAGGAACAGGAAACAACCUUCCAUUUUCGUUUGGUUGGGGAAAAAAAAAUCCUGGAACAAGCCAAGAAUCUGUGGAAUCUUUCUUGCAAAAAGUUAAAACAUCAAAGGAAAUGAAAAUUGACAGCUGGCAUAUUAUCAUGAGAAUGAAGGCUCCAAAGGAAGGCAGUUGUGAUCCUAUAGCACCUCUUGAACUACCCCACUCUUUGCAUGCUUUCCAUCGUGUCUCCCAAACAGAUGAAAUGAAUAUGGACGGCUAUCACACUUACCGUGGUGGAUUCUGGAACUAUUUUAGCAUGGGAAUGGAUGCUCAAGUAUCUUAUGCUUUUCACUCCGAAAGAAAGUUGCAUCCAGAAAAGUUUAAAAAUCAAUUAACUAAUCAGAGCGCUUACUUGAAGCUUGGUUGCACCCAAGGAUGGUUUUGUGCUUCUUUAUUUCAUCCCGCUUCAAGGAACAUAGCACAGCUCACAAAGGUGAUGAUCAUGAAAAAACCAGGUCAAUGGGAAGAACUCAACAUACCUCGCAGCAUCAGGUCUAUUGUUUGCCUCAACUUGCCCAGUUUUUCUGGUGGACUCAAUCCCUGGGGAAAACCAAAUGGAAACAAACUGCAUGAUAGGGACUUGACUCCUCCAUACGUAGACGACGGCCUUCUUGAGAUUGUUGGCUUUAGAAAUGCUUGGCAUGGCCUGGUUUUGCUAGCUCCUAAUGGACAUGGCACUCGUCUUGCACAGGCAAGAGGAGUCCGUUUCGAGUUUCAUAAGGCUGCAGCCAACCACACAUUCAUGAGAAUAGAUGGCGAGCCAUGGAAACAGCCUCUUCCGGUCGAUGAUGAUAAAGUUGUUGUAGAAAUCUCUCACUUUGGCCAAGUGAGUAUGCUUGCAGCAGUGUCAUGUCGAUCCAAAAGUGUCCAUGAUCCAUCCUCGACGCUAUCCGAUGGUACGGAUGAUGAAGAUGAUAGCAAUGAAGAAGAAACUGAAGGUUCGGAAGAGCGAAGGAAAUUCGGUGCAGCUGACACAUUUAAAUUGCCGGAAGGUGUCGACAUUGCUCAUCUCAGUUAAGCUGGUGCUAUACACAUUCCCUGCUCUUCUGUUUAUUGUAUAGAACUCUUCAUUUUCUCUCCACUGAUUAGCCUUUGAAUUUAAAUGAAUCUCACUAGAACAAAUAGUAGAUGUAGUCCAAUUAUAUCAGUUUGGACACAUUGUAUAGUAGUGAAUAGUGAUACAACUUCAUGAUUCCUUUUAUUUUUUUUAGCUUGUUGAGUAGUUUUAGUUUUUCUUCUAUAUUGUAUUAUGAACACAGGUGUCGUGUAAAUAUAUCUGCGUGCAUCUGAUGGAUGCAUCAUAUUUAUUGGUUCAUUUAUAAAAUAUCGCCUGUUUGAAUAUCA